AUGAACAAGACAAGUGAGCGCAAGAGACCAGCAGCACUGCAGCUGAACGCGGACGGUGCAUCUAGAGCGUCAGAGGCGAUGACGGGGCCACCCACGGGCUAUAUAACGGGUACGCCAGCACCACACACCGCCGCACUCAACCACACGAAGCACCUCGACAAUCUACACGCGCAAGCGCUGCGAUACUGGGAGCGCCACGAGCAUGCGGACUGUGCGCUAGUGAUACCGGUCGACGAGGGGUGCGAGUGUGAGUGUGAUGCCGCGUGCGAGGCUCAAGUUGAAGGCAAAGGUGAGCCGCACACGCUGCUCUACCCACAGACGCCACAGACGCCACCCACGCGACGCACUUCGGAGGUCACCAUAUCCGCUGCGGCGGCUGCAUCAGCUGGACUGUCCGCAGCGGUGUUCAACUACGAUGUAGCACGCGCUGAGGCUGUGGAAGGGAGUGGCAAUCGGACGCUGUUCUGGCCGCCGCUGAACAAACACAAACACAAUCACGGUCAGCAGGAGAGCGACGACCACAACACGCACGACGAACGAACCCCACGCGCUAGCGUUGCGAGCAAUAGUAGCGCACACAGCACACAGACCAUUCGAGCUUUCGGCAGUAAGAGCAGUGUGACUAGCCCGAGAAGCAGUAGAAAGACGUCCGUCGUCGCCGAUGGGGCUGCGCUGAAACCGGAGCAGAUUCAGAGUCAAAUUGAGAAUUACAGCCAAAAUCACACUCACACCCACUCACACUCCCAUCCACGCCUACUUGUCCUCCAUCUCCACAAGGACUUCCUCACAUCCCAAUCGAGCCUCUUCAAGGCAAUUUUCGACAGACUGGGGGAGGAGAGUGAGCAGGCAGACGCCGAAGCAGAAGCAGGCGCGUACAAGCAUUUGAACAGAUCGGAAAGCGAAAAGAGCGAAAAAGUGGAAACUAUGAAGAAGACGGAGCAGAUAGCAUCCGAGACGCGCGCGAUGCUAAAGCAGGGAGUUGCGCACAGUAUGCACAGCAAACACAAACGGACAAUACCACAUAUCAUGCCACACACUCGCGCCAUAUACCUACCGAUACCCGACGCGUACUCUUUGCUGCAUCUCGUACAAGCACUCUAUUUCGGACAUGGACCCUUUCUGGAGGGCCACCUCGAAAGCGGUGCGGUUAAGUGGGAGGGCGCAGUGCAGAACGCGGAAUAUCUCGGAUUGGAUUCGUGGGUAAAGCGGGUUUUGGGACGGUGGUGGAAUAGACGGGUGAAUGUGGGCAAGAGGCGUGCUAGUGGUGCGUCGAUACCCCACACCCAUACUCAGAAUUUGCCCACGAGGAAAAGCAGCGGCAUGUAUGCUCAUUCUUAUUCACAUAUCAAGCAGACUCUGCACAAUUUUGAUCUCUCUAAGACGUCAAGUGGUCUUGUCGAUUCUGGUGGGUAUGGAAAUCAAGACAAAUAUCGUCAUCCAACAAGUCCAAAAUCGGAGGAGAUACUGAGUAAGAGGUUGCGUAAUAUUUAA
Molecule: messenger RNA, 1491 nt
Organism: Wallemia ichthyophaga EXF-994
Lineage: Eukaryota; Fungi; Basidiomycota; Wallemiomycetes; Wallemiales; Wallemiaceae
Exons: 1
Coding region: 1-1491 (496 amino acids)
Source: RefSeq, a predicted model, not a curated record